AUGUUAUAUACGAGACUUUGCAAUCCUACUUCGCACACAUACGGCGCGGACGAUGUUUCCUUGAACAAGGUUGCUAAAGGUUAUCAGGCACAAACAAAUGAAAAGUUCUCACUCGAAACUAACAGUCCUAAGCAAAGCAUGUUGCCUCCGAGCGACCAGCACCAUACACGUCCUGCAGACGUGGAGAAAAGUUGUGCCACUCAACCUGGCGUAUCCUGGAUCUUCGCGGGAGGAUUUGGAAAAAUCGUCGAUGCCAAAAUGGAAGAACCCCGGAUUCGUGACUUGGUCUGCGUUGUCGGCAGUCUGCUGACCGAUGGAGUACGGACUGUUCAGUCAGCGCCACUCGUUUCGAUGGUAGCGCAAACGAUGUUAAUCAAGCUGAUGACGGAAUCGCCAACACAGAUCAAAAGUUUCGAGGGAACCUUGCGCCUGCGUGCUAUGGAAAUGUUUUGCAACGGCGACUGGAGGAACAUAUGCUCCAGCUCUGGUCGACACUCUGCUCUCAUGCUGAUAGGAGUAAACAAGGCUGGCCUUCUGGGAUCACUGUUCUCUGCUAAUAUCGUCACAGCCAAAGACAUCGCCAUUUGCUUGACCGUGCUAUUGGAAGACAUACAAUUUGAUCGUCUGUGUGCCAUACACGCCCUCUUAUACGCGGACGACAGACUGCGCAAAAAACGAAAUCUGCCAGCGUUAAUUGAGCUUAAAGAAAAGUUGCGUGCUGUCGAUCCAUUAACUAACUUAUCUCUGUGGGGUACUGUGCCACAUUCUCAGGCCCUCAUCCAGGAUGUGUUUGAUACCAUUAAAGGCUGGAUGGUUGUUCGGGCACGCAAGCGCGAACAACAUAUUUUCACAGGAUCAUACUUCACUUGGACGCUUCCUUCGAGGGCUAUAGGGCCACGACUGCGUGGAAUGAGAAACAAAGCCUAA
This is a messenger RNA of Suillus bovinus, 927 nucleotides long. RefSeq lists its product as uncharacterized. The transcript is spliced from 3 exons. NCBI's taxonomy places the organism in Eukaryota, Fungi, Basidiomycota, Agaricomycetes, Boletales, Suillaceae. The record is from RefSeq and is a predicted model, not a curated record. Bases 1 to 927 code for a protein of 308 amino acids.